This is a messenger RNA of Prunus armeniaca (apricot), 237 nucleotides long. The record is from the annotation of a GenBank genome assembly. Lineage: Eukaryota; Viridiplantae; Streptophyta; Magnoliopsida; Rosales; Rosaceae.
AUGAUCGUAGGCAUGGUUGUUGGCCUCCGAGUGCCUUUUUCUUUCUCGAUCGACGAUGGUUAUGAGCUCCUCGUUGCUCAGAUCACGAAUCUCGGUCCACGAUGGCAGGUAAGUCCCAGAAUUCUUGGAUGGGUUGCUUCCGGCGCCUGUGCACUCAGUGUAGAAUUCUGCCUCGGAGUAGUGAGCUUCGCUUUGAUUGAACGGUGCUUGAUUCCCUGGUAUACGGAGUGGUCUUAG